Molecule: messenger RNA, 6124 nt
Organism: Manacus vitellinus (golden-collared manakin)
Lineage: Eukaryota; Metazoa; Chordata; Aves; Passeriformes; Pipridae
Gene: SORBS2
Product: sorbin and SH3 domain containing 2
Exons: 26
Coding region: 289-4155 (1288 amino acids)
Biological process (GO): Notch signaling pathway
Cellular component (GO): neuronal cell body; synapse; dendrite
Molecular function (GO): protein binding
Source: RefSeq, a predicted model, not a curated record
CGGCGGUGCCGAGGGGACCAGCCAUUUUGCUUAUGGAAAACAAUGUGACAUAUUAUGCUGUGCUGUACCGGGGAAUAAACAAAAAUCCCGUCGGGGGACACAGCAGAAGCGGGCAUAUAAACUCUUGCAUGCGAAUUAAAUUAAUUUCUCGAGAGAAACUUUCAUAAAGGGCUAAAUCAACAAGGUCUACACAUACAGAAAUUUCUUACUUCUGCUGCAUUUGAGACACAACUAAACUCGUCUGUCUGGAAAUCUGAAGACUUUUAUAGCAAAACCUCCAGUGUCAAAAUGAACACAGAUAGCGGUGGGUGUGCUCGCAAACGUGCUGCAAUGUCUGUCACAUUAACAGCUGUGAAGAGAGUUCAGAGUUCUCCAAACCUAUUGGCCUCAGUAUUGGAUAUUUCUUUUUCAGGAUCUGAUUCUCAGUCUCCAGAUUCAGCUUGGAGAUCUUACAAUAAUGGAAGUAGAGAGACACUGAAUGGAGACGCUAGCAGUUCAUCUCUUUCAGCAAAAGGUUUUAGGAGUGUGCGGCCAAAUCUACAGGAUAAAAAAUCACCAACUCAGGCUCAGAUCACAGUGAAUGGGAAUUCUGGCACUGCUGCCAGCCCAGUGAGUCACUUUCAAAGGCCUUUUUCCCCUUCUUCAGCUUACCCUCCACCAGCUUCGCUCAAUUCCAACAUUGUUAUCAUGCAGCAUGGCAGGAUGAUGGAGUCCACAGAGACAUACUCACAGCAUGUUCAGAAUGUUGGCAGCAGCACCACCACCAGUACAAUACCAAUCUGUAGAACCUCAGAAGAAGAAAAAAAAAUUACAGUAAUUAAAGCUCCACAUUAUGCAGGGAUUGGCCCGGUAGAUGAAUCUGGAAUCCCUACAGCAAUUAGAACGACAGUUGACAGGCCAAAGGAUUGGUACAAGACAAUGUUCAAGCAAAUCCAUAUGGUUCAUAAACCUGAUGACGACGCGGACUUUUAUAAUACUGCAUAUGCAUACGGUACUGGUAGCUACAGUCCAUCCUUCUCUGCUCAGGCACAUCCAGCUGCAAAGACACAGACGUACAGACCCUUGUCUAAAAGCGCUUCUGACAGUAGCUCCGAUGCCUUUAAGGUCUCGUCCCCUUUACCACCCCCACAUGUGCCACCUCCAGUACCCCCACAUCGUCUGAGGCAAAGGUCUACACCAGAAAAAAAUGACUGGGAUCCUCCUGACAGAAAGGUAGAUACUCGCAAGUUCCGUUCUGAACCAAGAAGUAUUUUUGAAUAUGAGCCAGGAAAGUCAUCAAUCCUUGAACAUGAAAGACCGACUGAUCGCAUAAACCCUGAUGACAUAGAUUUAGAAAACGAACCCUGGUAUAAAUUCUUUUCAGAACUGGAAUUUGGACGUCCGCCACCUAAAAAGAUUUUGGACUAUUUUCAAGAAAGUUCUUCUGGUGUUUCCAAUGAGGCUUCCUUAUAUCAUCACUAUUCAACAGACAGAGGCCUGGACAGGCCCUGUAGUUCUGCAAGUACUGCGAGUGACUUCAGAAAGCGAAGGAAGUCAGAACCUGCUGUAAGUCAUCAGAGGGCACACAGUGAUCAGAAUGCAAACAGAUCUAACCUGGGCCGUACAGACACACAAGGCCCAUGUACCACCCUUAGAAAGCCUUUAACUAGCUCGUCUCCUUCUUCCCCAUCAAGAGCAAAAGGUGGGGAUAUUAGCAAAGUAUAUCCAUCCCUUUUAAGUUAUUCAGUGCACAACCACAACACCUCAAAUGAAUUAGAUUACUGUAGCACUUACAGGCAACAUUUAGCUGUUCCAAAUGAUUCAAGAAGGGCAAUUAGCUACAAGAAUGGCUGGCAAAUGACUCGCCAAAAUGCAGAAGUCUGGAGCAGCACAGAAGAAAAUGCUUCUCCAAAGAGAAAAUCUCGUAGCUGUGAUGAUCUGUUAACAGAUGAUCGUGAUAGCUUUCCUGAUGCACAGGCCAAGGCUGAGAGCAUGGGCUCUCUGUUAUGUGAGGAGGAUUCCAAAGAAAUUUGCUCAAUGAACUGGAACUCCCCAUAUGUUGAGGGCCGUGGUAGUGGUAGGUCGAGAGUUCGUCACAGAUCUGCACAUGAUGCUCCAGGUUUCCUGAAAAUGUACAAAAAGAUGCACCGCAUCAAUCGCAAGGACUUAAUGAAUUCUGAGGUGAUUUGUUCUGUGAAGUCCAGAAUACUGCAGUAUGAAAAAGAACAGCACAAAGGUAUUCUUCAAGGCUGGAGAGAGUCUUCUACUGAAGAGGUGCCCAGAGACAUGGUGCCAACCAGAAUAUCUGAAUUUGAAAAAUUAAUUCAGAAGUCAAAAUCAAUGCCGAACCUUGGUGAUGAAAUGUUGUCAACUGCUACAUUAGAGCCUCCUAAAAAUGGCUUGUGUCCAAAGAGGCGAUUUUCUAUCGAGUCCUUGCUGGAAGAAGAAACUCCAGUCAGACAUCCCUCUCAGGUACAACAGAGCUACAAGUCUAAAACCCUGGUGCCAAUUCAUAUUGAAGUGACCAGUGAUGAGCCACAACGAUCACAUAUAGAUUUUUCAGACAGUGAUCAAGAUGGAGUGGUUUCUGAUCUCAGUGACUUUAUCCAGAUAGAGGGUUCAUCCUUUUGUAGUGAAAGUGACUUCGAUCACUUUUCCUUCACAUCAUCUGAAAGCUUUUAUGGAUCAGGCCAUCACCACCACCACCAUCACCACCACCACAGGCAUCUCAUUAGCUCCUGCAAAGGGCGAUGCCCAGCAUCCUACACUCGCUUCACUACCAUGCUAAAACAUGAAAGGGCUAAGCAAGAAACCACUGAAGAUCCAAGGAGACAGGAAGCAGAAUCUGGCCUCUCUAAGAUAGCAUUCCUGGUCAGUCCAGUGCCUUUCCGGAGGAAAAAAAGUGCAGCUCCUAAAAAACAAACCGAAAAGAAAAAAUGCAAGUCAUCUGUAUUUGAAGCACUAGAUUCUGCACUUAAAGACAUCUGUGACCAAAUUAAAGCUGAAAAAAGACGGGGAAGCUUGCCCGACAACAGUAUAUUACACAGACUUAUUACUGAGCUGCUUCCAGACAUUCCAGAAAGGAAUUCAUCUCUUAAAGCUCUGAAAAAGAGUCCCAUGCACCAGCCUUUUCAUCCACUGCCUCAAGAUGGUGCUAUCCAUUGUCCACUGUACCAGAAUGAUUGUGGAAGAUUACCUCUUAGUGCCUCUUUUCCAGACAUGGAUGCAACUAACAACAACGAUAGUGCACUGUGUUUCCAAGUAGACCAGGAGUCUCCUGGAAGCUAUUCUUCUGCUUUCACUGAUGUGGGCCGAUUUACUCCAAGGGAGAGAAGAGGAACUACAGACAAAGAGAAACUGCCAGCUAGAGCUGUAUAUGACUUUAAAGCUCAGACUUCUAAAGAGCUGUCCUUUAAGAAAGGAGAUACUGUCUAUAUCCUCAGGAAAAUUGAUCAAAACUGGUAUGAGGGUGAGCACCAUGGAAGAGUUGGAAUAUUCCCUAUUUCUUAUGUUGAGAAACUUUCUCCUCCAGAAAAAGCACAGCCUGCCAGGCCACCUCCCCCUGCACAGAUUGGAGAGAUUGGAGAAGCUGUUGCCAAAUACAAUUUCAGUGCAGACACAAAUGUGGAGUUAUCACUUAAAAAGGGAGACAGAGUAAUUCUUCUCAAGCGAGUUGAUCAAAACUGGUAUGAAGGUAAAAUACCAGGAACCAACAGACAAGGCAUCUUCCCUGUUUCCUAUGUAGAAGUCAUCAAAAAGAAUGCAUCAAAAAGUGUUGAUGACUAUCCUGAUCCUCCGAUCCCCCAAAGCUAUUCUAGUGACAGAAUACACCAUUUAAGUUCAACUAAGGCUAAUUUAAAGAGAGAGAGAUUUGUUAUGGGUAAACCUCCUCGUAGCCCAGUGAUGACUAAGAGAUCCUGCAGCUCACCUGUCAGAGGUCACAGCUAUUCACACAGGCCACAGCGCCCUGUGCUUUCUCAUGAAAACAUACACAGUGGGGGGGAACCGUUUCAGGCUCUAUAUAACUAUACUCCUAGGAACGAAGAUGAAUUGGAGCUCAGAGAGGGAGAUGUCAUUGAUGUGAUGGAAAAAUGUGAUGAUGGAUGGUUUGUGGGAACCUCGAGAAGAACCAAAUUCUUUGGUACUUUCCCUGGAAACUAUGUCAAGAGGCUGUGAAAUUUUUUUUUCUACUUAUUUAUGCUGCAUCUCUGCAACACAUCUGCAUAAAGCUGCUAGAAAACAUGCUACGCUGGCCUUCUGUUUUCUUGCUUGCAGUCUCAAAUAGAGGCCAUCUAGUUCAUCCUCAUCCCAUCCCACCCGCCAAACCGUUCCAGCAGUAUUACAGCAACGACCACAGAGUGAAUAACUAAGCUUUUCUGAGACAAGAGGAAUCAUUUCAGCAUUUAAACACUCCCUGCUUUAAAGUCUUUUUAUGUGAAACACAAUAGGAAAAGCCUGAUGACAGGUACACAGAGGAAUUGCCUUGGGGGGUGGGGGGAAGGGGGAAAAAGCUAUGCUUGGUUAGAACAUUUGUGGUACUACCGUGAAGUCUGGUGGGAUUUUUUCAGCAUGCAUGUAAUACAGGGGAAAGUUGCUGUUUACUAUUUUUAAAAAAAUUGUUUGAGUUUCCACAUUCUUACUAGCUUGGCAGCAUUUUUUGCUUCCACUUGCUGUAUCACGGGUUUGCCUAUUGUACUGGUUUACAAUGUAUGACAAACUAUAAUAUAGAUUGUUUGCCUGCACUUGUAUGCUGUAACAUAUGCACAGUGAUUGUAAAAUCUCAAAGCAAGCAUAGUGAAAAAUGGAAGAGCUGCAAGUGUUCUGAACGGGUGCAAUGGUAUUGGCUAAAUCUUUUUUUCUUUUUUUCCCCCUAACAAACCUGUAGUGUUUUCUGUAAAAAGGUGAGAAGUGAAAAAGGCAAUAAGACUUGGGAAAGAGGAUUUAAGGAAGAGACAGACAGUGGUAUAAGCAUAGACAAUAAUAACCUGCUACUGAUGUCUGAUACUAAAUGGUUGCAAUCAAAAUGUUGUGAUAGUAAGCAACAUGAAAUGUGAGAGGUUAGUGUUUUUACAUAUCAGGAAUUUUAAUAAGCAGAAAGUAAACAGUGUUAGUGCAAUGGGUUGUUGGGUUUGGGGUUUUUUUCCUAACAUAGCCACCUGAAAAAUAUUCACAAGUAUCAUGUACUGAUUUACUUCACUAUAUUUGUAUAUGUAUAUUAAUGAAACCCAAGUUACACAUUUUUUUUAGGAAUUUAGACAGAAAAAAAAGUCACAAGUAUUAAAACCGAUACAUUUUAGAGGUGUUUUUUUUCUUUUUUUUUCCUGAAUGAAACAAAGUAUUUGAAAACAUACAUUUUCCAUAAGCAAAGGUAAGCAUAAAAUUAGCAAAUAAAAUUAAGGCACAGGACGAUAAUGGCUAUGGCUUUAUAAAAUAAAAUUUCAGAUUUGGUUUCUUCAGCACCUUAUAGAUGGCAAAAGCUUCUGCUGCAUUUCUCAUGGGUAAAGGAUCGAAAUUAUCAAAAUGUAUGUAGUCUCUGUAGCAUUUUGUACAUAUGUUUGCUUUUUUGUACAGAGCCAUUUGGUUGUUGAUUUUUAAAAAAAAUAAGUUCCUUAUUUGAUCUUUGCCCUCUUUACAUACAGAACAUUUCAAUGCAUUUUUCUUUUCUUGCUCUGUUUACCAUAAGUACAUCUGGAUAGUGCAAUUCUGUAAGAUAGCAUUUUAUGCAAAAUUUUAUUAAUUAAAAUAUGGUUUACCAGCCAAAUCUAAAUGUACAUAUGUCUUUAUUACUGAGAAAUGUCAUUAAGACAAAGGUAAAGAAACAUCUUUGUGCAGCAUACCUUUAUUAUUGCAGAUUUCAUGGCAAAAGCUUUAUAUUCAAAGGCUUUCAAUUUUAAACUAGAUCUGCAUGCAGCUUUGCUGUGAAAUUAAUACCUAUCUUUGAUGCCAUUUAUGAUUGAAGACUUAAAUAUCUGUUGCCUGUGAUAUUUAAAAAGUACUGUUUCUACUCUGUAUCUGAUUUUAGAAAAAUGCAGGUUUUUCAUACCUGACUUUCAGGUAACUGACUUUGAAUUCCUACAAGCAAAAGGUCUCUGUGUUUGUUUUUUUUUUCUUGAAUAGACUUCUAAUAAAUUUUGCUUGGAGUACA